AUGAUCACAACCAGUAUAGAUGGACCGAGCGCCUCGUCUCCAGUGAGCAGUAUUGAUCGUGAUCAACAUCAAAAACAAAACCAACCGAAAGCUAGUACUCCUCCCACGAUCCCCUCACGAAAGAGGAAGCCUGCUGCUAUGCCUCCAGUUCCUGAAAAGCCUACGACACUUACCUCAAGUCGAAUCAGACGACGAGCUAGGCUUACAGAACACACAUUUGAUGCCAUCAGCUCCAGCAACCAGAGCAUAGACAGUGAAACAAGCCAUAGUAAUGAUGAUAUACAUGAAAAAAUGUCAGAACUACCAGAUCUAGAAUCUCAAACCCAUCACGAAUCAGAUCGACCUACUAUUUUCCCCACAAGUCGUCAUGAGCUUCUCGAAGAACGACUCCAACCACAUAAUAAAGACACUGUAUCAGUACAGCAAACAUCAUCAGAAUUCGAGCUAGCUCAUGCGAGGAUACUUGAGCGACGAGGUGGUAAAACCAUACGAAAGCCAAGUGAUGAGAGUCUCGCAAUGACUGCAAUGUCUACUAGUGCUAGUGCUGGUACUGCACCUUUCAAUAAGAGCACUUCACCAUCCAAAAAGAGUAUCGCGUCUACUAAUAAGAGCGCGACGUCAAAACAAGAAGACCUACUCUUUUCUUUGACUGGGUUACCUGGUCAACGACCGCCUUUGGUAGCGCUCGUAUCAAUACAGGACAGCGGACAGAUUCUUCCACCCGCACCUUCAUCUAGUAAACAAAGCAGUCAUAGUACUGGUCGUGGUGGUGAUGAUACCUUGCAUGUCGUUCCUAUAUACGCAGGGUAUGCUAUAUAUGACUUCACGCCCGAUCCAUCAGCUACAGAAAUGUUGAGCUUGACUAGUGGUGAAUGUGUGACGGUCUUUGGUUGUAAUGACAUUAAGGAAACUUUACUCGCUAUGCGACAAGGUGGUGGUGUUGCCAUGAAUGUGGAAGUCAGUCCUGGAUGGUGCCAGUGUGAGAAUGCCAGUGGAAUGGUUGGUUUUGUACCGUUGAGCUAUCUACAGUUCAUGGGUGCACCAUCAGCUCAAGAUGAAGACCAUGACGACUUCUACGACAAGGACGACGACGAACCUUUACUAUCGUCUUCACCAGAUGAAGAUGCUCCAAUAAACGCACUAUAUCCACGAAACUCAAUGAUUGGAGAUGCCGAUACACUGACCAGCAGUAACUGGGAAAGACUACUGUCCCUUGAUCAACAACCAACGUUGGCGUACGCUUCACCGCUCGCAAAUAUCUCAUCAGUCGCUGGUCUCGUAGCUGGCAAAUUGCAAGGCACAUUACGUCGAAUAUUCCUCUCAAUGUUUUCGGAUAAUAGUCUUCACGAGUAUAUUAGUACUGGUGGGGUUGGAGGGCCUGAGGGUCGUUCUGGAGGACGCUCGUUGCAAACUACUGAUAGUGAUGAUGAUUCUGCUCGAGACCGUCACUACAUCACGGCUGGCCCCAAAUGGCAAGGCACAAUUCCACCUUUUCUCAUCUCAGUUCGAAGGCCAGUCAAGAGGCGUAUUCUUGACCAAAGUCAGCAGGUGGUUCUAGAAGAAUUCGUCACGUAUCGCAUCAACUCUUGGUUCCCAGAUGAUGUAGCGGAAAGCUCGGCUCAUAUACCAAAUCAGACCUCAUCGUAUCAUGUGAUUACCGUAGAUCGACGCUUCAAACAAGUCGAAUGGCUUCACGACCGUCUACUUGAACGAUUUCCGCCACCAUCUAUCAUACUACCAUCUAUUCCAAGCAAAAACUAUGCAGUAAACUCUGGAUCCACGAGAUUCGAUGUAGCAAGAGUUGAACGUCGUAGACGAGAGAUUGAAGUAUACUUGUCAUCCGUUAUUCAUCAUCCAGUUCUACGGAACGAACCAGCAGUCUUAUUCUUCUUGUCUUGUGGUGGCGAAAAGCGCUCAUCGAUACCCGGCAAUGUCUUUAGCAGGGAGUCGAGACGCUGGAUUGAUGAUAUGCUUGUAUUUGAGAAUACGCUUCCCUCAGCAGAAGGACUAGAUGAGAGCGAAUGGAAGAAGGGAAUCUCAAAGUUUAGUAAUGCUGUUAUUGUCUCUGGUGGGAAUAGGGCGCCAUCCAUGUUUGAUGCUGGGAAUAUGUCUGCUACAUUCUUCAAACGGGUUUAUCAUCCUGAAUUCAAUGUACCUGAAGACGGUGAUCCAGUAGCCAUGUCUCGAUUUGGAACACAUCUAGAACUCUUUCAAAAACAUGUCGUUCCGUUUUUGGAGGCUGGUCAGCGUCAUGAGGCUGUCGUUGAUGCUUUGUCGAAACAGUAUUCAGCUCUCGCUACCUCGAUGGACUCGUUGGCGCGAGGGACCUCCGCUGACAGGGAUGAAGAUGGACGCAAUAUUCGUAGUCUCUCUUGGUGUUGGCGUGAGGGUUGCAGAGAAUGUUUUGCAUUUGGUCAAGGAAUGGUGGCUGCUGCUAGUCAUUUGCAUUCCAUCUCGAACAUCGCCAGGACUCAGACCAAAACCACCUUGAAUCCCUUCUUGAUCGUGAUCAAGUCCUACUCUUCACUACUAAUGGGAUAUACACCUCUAGUCCAAAUGCAUGGAUUUGCUUCAGACCGAUAUGAUGAACUUGUUGAACGAGACCUUACUUCAACGUCAUCCACAUCAUCCACAUCAGCCUCUGCUAUAUUAAAUAAUGCCACAAGGGCACGUAUAGGAACCAUCUUUAACGUGACUUUGGCGGAAAUGGAACGAUUACAUUCAGAACGUCGUGUUAUGCUUGAAACGGGUAUGAAGGAAUGGCUUAAUAAUGCUAUUGAGUCACAACAGGCCGUGUUGAAUGAGUUGAUUAAAGCUAGAGAUGCACUUUGUAGAUAG
Synchytrium microbalum is the source of this 2838-nucleotide messenger RNA. RefSeq lists its product as uncharacterized. Gene Ontology annotation, biological process: endosomal transport; plasma membrane tubulation; endocytosis. Gene Ontology annotation, cellular component: cytoplasmic vesicle; plasma membrane. Gene Ontology annotation, molecular function: phosphatidylinositol binding; protein binding. NCBI's taxonomy places the organism in Eukaryota, Fungi, Chytridiomycota, Chytridiomycetes, Synchytriales, Synchytriaceae. The coding region runs from base 1 to 2838 and encodes 945 amino acids. The record is from RefSeq and is a predicted model, not a curated record. The transcript has 8 exons.